AUGAACAAUCUCCAAGUACUCGGCACCAAGCACACUACUGGCGUCCAAAGCCUUAGUUACCCUGAAUCGGAAGUGCUAGUUGUGUAUACGCAAAUUAUCCACAACCAAAUCACCCCCAUUUUUUUAUUUUCUGGGAUAGGCUCAGCAUGUGUGGCCGGAUCAGAGACUCGCGGGCUUAUACGUCGGUAUCAAGGGCAGAAAGUAGCCUAUGAUAUCCUCACCGGAAGUCACCGUAUAGAUGGAUCCUCUCUGACAAAACUCGCCGCAAGGGGCUCUGCGCGCUGCAAUGCUGCAUGCAUUGCCGUUGCUCUCUGCAGUGGAAAGGCUUGUGGCAAGGAACCAGGCUCAUCCGCAGUGCAUUGA
Microsporum canis CBS 113480 is the source of this 363-nucleotide messenger RNA. RefSeq lists its product as uncharacterized. The transcript has 3 exons. Lineage: Eukaryota; Fungi; Ascomycota; Eurotiomycetes; Onygenales; Arthrodermataceae. The coding region runs from base 1 to 363 and encodes 120 amino acids. The record is from RefSeq and is a predicted model, not a curated record.